Molecule: messenger RNA, 540 nt
Organism: Suillus subaureus
Lineage: Eukaryota; Fungi; Basidiomycota; Agaricomycetes; Boletales; Suillaceae
Exons: 5
Coding region: 55-294 (79 amino acids)
Source: RefSeq, a predicted model, not a curated record
CGCUGCUUUCGUUCAACACUUCAAUACACUCGACUUCUGCAGAACCCAAAAAACAUGGGAGGUGGUGCUAGAUAUCCAUACCCGAAGCAUGUGUGGUCCCCUGCUGGUGGCUGGUGGGCCCGUCCUGCGAAUUGGCGGAGUAACACGUUCAUAACUUUUGCUGGUAUGUUUGCCAUUGCGUACGGAGUCUGGACUGUCAGUGCAGAUCGUGAGGUCAGACACAUUCAACCUGACCGACCGAUUCCGUCUAUGAUGUGGGCAAAACAGUACAAGGACCAGUCUCGCGAGAGCUAGGACGGGUAGCUGGGAGUGUAUGUUUUAAUAAGACGGAUCAUCUUGUCCCAUUCGGUUAUAUCCUUCAUCAUAUAUAUAUUGCCAGCCCUACCUGACCCUCUCAAUUUUGCGUCUUUUGGGACUGUCGACUGAACUGGCCAGGGGGAAACAUGAAAUGCUCCCUGAUAUUCCAGAGCGGUGCCGAAAGGGUGCGUUACUGUAUUCCGGGUCUAGAACUUGUUCAGAAUGCCAUUGUACAUAUUGACA